UAUAAAGAACAUACUCGACUCUUAACUGUCAGCGCAACAAGAAUUGUUCAUUAUGACAGGGUGGUGCAAUUUGGCAGGUUUGAUAUCUAUAACACUGGGGCUUCUAGUUAUUGCAACCGAAGGUCAGACUACACUGUUUGAGAAAAAUAUCUUGAAAAAGCAUAAUGCACUCAGGAAACUACACGAAGAUACACCUUCAAUGACAUGGGAUAGGAAAUUGGCUAAAUCCGCCAUUAAAUGGUGCACGAAUUUAGCCAGUGAAAAUAGGUAUGACGAAAUCAAAGAUUACAACUACGAUAAACCUGGAUUCAGUGAAGAAAUCGGCCAUUUUACACAGCUUGUUUGGGAUGAUUCCAUACGCCUGGGCUGUGGUCUAACCGAAAACAAAUUUGGUAUUUGGUACUCGUACUUCGUCUGCUGUCAUUACGCACCAAUAGGAAACGUUAGAAAUCAGUUUGCAGAACAUGUGCACCCGUUAAAAACAGAUGAUUCGGAUGGUGAGCCAACGCCUGCGAUCAUUCCAGCUAUUACGCCAGCCCUGACUCCCAUCCAAGACAAGCCUGACACUCCAGAAAUGGCUACCAUCCCAGAUAUGCCUGACAUCCCAAAAAUGACUACCAUUCCGGAUCCAACUCUAACAACAUCAGGUUCAACUGUGAAAGCAACAGGUUCCAAAGAAGGGUAUAAAGGCCUAUGUGAAGAACAGUUUCCUCCGCUUCAUGGUUCGAUCCUUCGAAUAUGUAUAACAGGACCACCGGACAACCAGACGGUAAAGGUUAGGUAUUCAUGUAAUACAGGAUAUAGACUUGUUGGAAAUAAAACAAGAUGGUCUAAUCGAGAAUGUGUGUGGAAUAGUCAUCCUCCAUUGUGUGUCGCCAAGGACAAUCAAGGAAUGACUCUAAUUACAGAUAUGUCGCACACAACAGAUGCCGAAAAGCAGACGACCACUGCAAAAAAUACUUCAGCUGAAGCAACCCCAGCUCCAACUAUAGGUGAAGUAACUUCUACUGAUAGUUCCAAAGAUAAAUAUGCAAAUGAUACAACUGGGUGGUCGACGUGGAUAGACAGAGAUGACCCCAGUGGAUUUUGCGACUGCGAGGAGAGAACGUUCCUCGAGUUUGGGUUUGGAGAGGUCAUGCCAUGCAGCGACCCGAUUGGAAUAGAAUGUCGUACUGUAGGAACUCAUAUCCCUUCUUCCAAAACUGGACAAGUGUUUAGAUCGUACGCCGACUGUUCAGUAAAAGGUGGAAUUGUAUGUUUCAACAGUGAUCAGACAGAAGAUUCACAAUGUUUGGAUUAUGAAGUGAGAUAUCUCUGCCCGUGA
This is a messenger RNA of Owenia fusiformis, 1324 nucleotides long. NCBI's taxonomy places the organism in Eukaryota, Metazoa, Annelida, Polychaeta, Sabellida, Oweniidae. The record is from the annotation of a GenBank genome assembly.